CAAAUUUUGUAUGGAAAUAUUAUCAAUUACAUAUGCAAGGGGGCUUUAUUUAGUUCCCUUCAAAAUUCCAAAACUUUACAAGAUUCCACAUUCGAGAUGCAUGCUGCGCCAAUUCGAGACCCGCAGCUCAGCUAGGCCUACCGCUGCUGCGCUGCAGCGUGCGCGUCUAAAAAAAACAUUAUCGUGCCACUGCCAUUAAUACAACCAGAAUUACCGUGCCAAAGAGAAUCAUUGCACAGACGAUGAUCUCAAAUCCUCAAGGCUCUAGGCAAACAAAAGGGCCCACCUUGCGUCAGCGUGGCAGCCUCUUUGGUACCGGUUGGAAGACCAACCGGUACCAAUAGAAGCCUAAGGCACUGUUUGAAAAACUCAGUGUCUUAAGACGAGGCCAUUGGUCUCGGUUUGCGGGAACCGGUUGGAAAACCGGUGGCUAUGGUCUUUUCCAACCAAUUCCUAUAGCCUGUUCUCCAGUAGUGUGAUUGACACAAUGCAUCACAAAUCCAUCACGCAGCCUCCUGCUUGAAUUGUAUUGUCAGUUAUUAAUUCCAAUCCACCAUUAGUCUCCAGCCAACAAGCUAGGUAGGCAAGAGGAGAGCGAGGGAUCAUUCAUGGCCGCGGCGCAGGGCGCGGUGGACUCGCUGCUGGGCCGGCUGACGGCGGUGCUCCUUGACGAGGCCCAGCUGCUCGGCCGUGUUCGAGGCGACGUUGAGUUCAUCAAGGACGAGAUGGAGUGCAUGAACAGCUUGAUCCUUCAGCUAACCGAUGCCCAGCACCGUGAUCACCUGGUCCGGGCGUGGAUGAAGCAGGUCCUUGGCCUCACUCGGGACUGCGAGGGCAACGUCGAGCUCUACGUCCACUAUGUCGGCAGCCGGCCCGGCAAAGGUGGCCUGUUUGGGUAUCUCCGGGGAGUCAUCCGGUUUCUCCGGACUGUCCCGGUGCGCCACCGGAUCGCAACGCGGAUCCGGGAGCUCAAGGUCCGCGCUCGGGACGUUGGUGACAGGCGGCAGCGGUACGGCGUCACCGUGCCACCAGCAUUGGCUGCAGCCGGUGCUGACCCGUAUGAUGGCGAUGUCGAUCCUUCAGGUGACGACGAGAAAGAUCUUCAGCGACGUGCUGCUGUUAUAUUUGGGGGCGCUGAACCUCCGGCAGAGGACUCGGAGGUAGUAAGGAAAGGCGUUGAUACUCUGAUCAAGUGGCUGUCCAAGGAAGCAGCACCUGCUACUGCCGCCGCAAGAGACCAUGGUGAGACACAAAAAGUGAGGGUUUUCAGUAUUUUGGGGGCGUUCCGUCUCUUCGAAAGAAAUUUGGCUAAUUCAGUUGCAGCUGAAGUGUACAAACAUCAGUCUCUGCCCACCAUAUUUGGUUGCAAGGCCCUCAUCGAUUUACGUGAUGCAUUUUAUAAUAAAAAGACGGAUGUAUUAGGUGCUGCACUUGCUAGAAUACUAGAAGAAAUAACUGGUGUUCGACCUGGUGAAGAUGAUGUGGAGCUACUUGGUAGUAAUCUUCAGGGACAUCUGAAAGAUAAGCGCUUCUUGAUCUCGAUUACUCAUGUCAGUGAAGAGCAUUUAUGGAAGCCCUUACUAGAUGCUCUGUUACAUGCUGCUGAUGGGUGCCAUCCUGGCAGCGCCAUCGUAUUGACCACAGGCCACGACGAAGUGGCACGGUCGUCUUCUCCCUACAAAAUCAUCAAUACGAGAAGUCUAUUGGAUUUCUACCUCCACAAAGUGCUCAAGCUGACUGGAGACUGGUGGUACAAGCCGAUAGCUGAAGACCUCCGGCACUUGAUCAUUAGCAACUUAGUAUUACCCGACUCCAGUGCCUUUGCAAGGAAGAUGUUCCUGCACCUUCUGUAUGUUAAUCCAACCAUGACAGAAGAGGAGCUGACUCGAUUUCAGAACUCCAUUUUAAAGUGUCAGCGACUGAACAAAAGCUUCGACCAGAGAAUAGUGAUGUUCUGCUACAAUGAAUUGCCCAGCAAGUACAGGAGCUGCCUGUUGUAUCUCUCUAUUUUCCCACAAAGGUCACGUCAUCAAGACUGCAAGCUUGGCUAGGAGAUGGAUCGCAGAGGGCAUCAUCACUGCCACAACUAGAAGCGAUGAAUUAGCGAAGAGUACAGUGGAUGAAGCCGAGCACUACUGGGAUGAGCUGUUCACUCGAGGGUUCAUUUCUCCUGCGGAAAUCAGUGCCGCAGGCAACAUCAAGAGCUUCACCUUACAUGAUGAGGUCCACAAGGUCAUUGCCAAGAUUGCUAGAGAUGUAAACAUUGUGGAAUCAAACCUACCGGCAGACUGGGUCCACCACCUUUCCAUUCACAACAGGAUAGGGUUCCAAAAAUCUCAUUCAGCUGGUACUAGCAAAGACUUUGCAGCUUCUCUUCCUUCUUUGGCUGCAUCUCCUCAAUGGAAGUUCUUGAAAGUGCUGGAUUUGGAAGGCUGCAAGGGUAUGGAGAAGCAUCAUCUGAAGAGCAUCUGCAAGAUACUGCUGCUCAAGUAUCUGAGCCUCAGGAAUACUGAUGUUACAGAACUUCCCAAGCAAAUUAAGGAGCUUCAGUGCUUGGAGACGCUGGAUAUCAGGCAAACCAAGGUACGAAUGCUUGCCAGGAAAGCUAUUGUGCUCCCACUGCUGAAACAUUUUCUUGCUGGCCACAACAUCUCUGGAAGCAAUGAUGCUAGGCUAUCUGAUGAAUCAUUUCCAGCAGCAGUGGAAAUGCCCCUCGGCGUCCAGAAAAUGGAAAACAUGGAGAUAUUGUCCCAUGUCCAAGUUUCCAACAGAGACAGUGAGCUAGCCAGCAUCUCUCAGCUACUGAAACUGAGGAAACUUGGGGUAGCUCUUGAUUGUAAAAGAGUCAAGUUAAGUGAUCUUUUCGGUCAAAUUGAGAAAUUGCAUAAAUGCCUUCCUUCCUUGUCAAUCCGGAUGGGCCGGCCGGCCGAUUUUUUUUAGAAUCAUGAUGCUGAAGAGGAAGAUGCCUUACCCUCCAUUCCACAGUUCAUUGAAAGACUGAACAUCUGCAGCGUCACUAGUGGGCUUCUUUGCUCUAUUAUUAAAGAGCAGCAUCAACUUUCCAAGAUAACACUGAGUGAGACUUACUUAAAGGAUGAUGAUUUACGUAUUCUCGGCAACCUUGGUGGCCUGCGUGGCCUCAGGCUUCAGCAUAAGUCAUACGCCGGUAGCGAGCUCACCUUCAAGAAAUGUGAAUUCCAAAGUCUCACAUAUCUGCUUGUCGAAGGAGAAGACAUCACCAACAUUGGAUUUGCCAUUGGAGCAGCUCCUAAGCUCGAGUGGCUUGUGUGGUCUUUUGCCACCAUGGAGGCUCUUUCUGGAAUCGACUGGCUCCCUAAGUUGAAGAAGGUGGAGCUCAACGGCGACUGCGAUCCAGAUCCAAUAAAAGAAGCACUUGAAGGGCAUCCCAAUGCCAUACUAGAACAUAAGCCACGCCACCAACGCCAGGCAGAGUGAUCUGCAGUGGCAGCCUUAUCCUCGUCAUCUCCGUGAGUAGUCAAGUACUCUCCAUCAACUGCAAGCUUUCUUCGCUAUUUCACAAUCCGUACGUGUCCUUGAAUAAAGAUGAUUCUGAAGCGAUGGUAGCUAGGCGGCCAUCUCUUUCAGCCUUUUUUUUUUCCCGAAAAAUAUCUCCUUUCAGCCACAUGUAUCAGAGUUUGAAUCCUUCCUUCAUGUGCCUAUUCGUUUGUGUUACUUUUGCAUGUACGCCGUAUGCUUGGUUUUAAUUCUCUGUACUCUCUGGACAUUUUAUCUUCUGAGUGUAUUGAACUUGUUUGAUUGUUUAGUGAUGCCGGGCUUGUGAGCUACUCUCUGCUGAUGUGGGCUGCUACUACUACAAAAACGAUUUGUAGAAAGGCCUCGAUUUUUUUUAGCAACAGACCAAAAUUUCACCUGUUGCUACAAAUGGUACUCGGUUACUGUAGCAACAGACCCGCCCCUAAAAAUGCUUUAUAGAGCCAGGUCACCCCCUCACCCGCCCCUAAAAAUAAACCAUUUUUAGGGCCCUCACCCUACAAAAAGUAUUUUUAGGGGCGGGUCAUUCCCCCACCUGCCCCUAGAAAUGGAGACAGGGAUACAACAGGUGGUGCGAUUCAUAUGUCACCAAAUCAUUGGCUGGACUGGCUGGACUGAGUUGGACGAGGAUUGAUGGGCCCAACCCGUCCCCUUCCCUGCGGGAGCGCUGGGCCUCUCUUGCUUAUCUCUUCUCUCCCACCAGUCCACCACACACCAACUAUCUUCCCUCUUUCUCUUUCCUGUCUCUUUCUCCACACAUCUCCUCCCUUCCCCUUCCUUCCCUGCAGGCUGCAGGCCAUGGCCGCGGGCCAUGAUUGGUCCUUCACGCUGGACGCGCUGCGGGACAAGGCGGAGUGGCAGCCGCCCUGGAGGCGCGGGCACUCCGAGCGGAUCUGCUGGGCGACCGCUUGCCGACGGCAGCUGCCCUGGACUGCGCAGAGCGACAGCCGCCCUGGCACUCAGGGUGGCGGCGGCGUGGAAGCGAGGCGGCAGCGCCGGCCUGGACGCUCGCGGCCCCGGAUCUGCUGGGCACGGCGGCCCCGGAUCUGCGGCGCGUGGCGUCCAGCGGCGCGGCGGCCCAUACAACGACCUGGUGCAGCAGAAGCUAAGAUGUCCUAGUGGACUCGUCGGCACCAUCGCGACCCCAUUCGUCGUUCCUCCUCGUUUCCCAACUGUCACGGCUAGAAAACAGGCCAAAAGUAACACAUGUUGUUUGAACCGAUACUAAUGUAAGACAUUAGCAUCGGCUGCAACACUAGCCGGUACUAUUGGCCUGCGCCGAGCGCUGGCAAGACGCGCCACGGCACAAACCGGUGCCAAUGCACUGACAGAGGCACCGGAUAAUGCCAUGAGCCGGUACCGAAUGGUCGAUGCAUCAAUGGCACCGGGUGGAGGUACGAUCCGGUGCUAUUGAUGCAGACAUUGGCACCGGAUCACGCCAUAACCCGGUGUCAGUGCAUGCUUUAGAUAUAGGCACCGGUUGGUGGCAAUUGAAAACACAUUUUGGCACUGGUUGAAAGAAUCGCCCGAUACCAAAACAUGGCCGCCCACUUUGCCUCCGCGCGCGAUAUUUUAAGUCCGUGGCCAUUCAUCUCUCAUUCUCUCGUCUCUCUCAUCUCUCAUUCUCUACCUCUCAUCUCUCCCACCUCUCCCACGGCCUUAUCUCUGGGAGACUGGGAGCGGAGGGGCGCACGAGCGCCGCCGCCGCAGGAGGGCGCGCGGGCGCCGGUGACGCCGCGGGAGCCGCGGAGAGGGGCGCACGAGGCGCCACCACCGAGGGAGCUGGCCGCCGCCGCCGCAGAGAGGGCUCGGCCAUCCGCAUCUCCGCCACCUUCGUCCCGGCGGGCAGCACCCCGCCGCCCUGGCUCCUCCCGGCGGCAUCCUGGCGUUCUUCCCGCCGCGGCGCGGCUGCGACAUGAGGCUGUACCAGGACGCACACGUCGGGGCCGGCGAGCUGGGCGGCGAGCCCGGGCGGUGCUGGGAGGAGCUGUGCCUGGCGGUGCUGGGCGCGCAGCACCUCGUUUACGUGGCGGGCUGGUCGGCGUUCACCAGGGUCCGGCUGCUGCGGGGCGCCAUGUCGCCGGAGAUGGCGGCCAAAGCGGCCUAGGUGAGGGUACUGGGCGGCGUGGCGGUGGAGGACAUGAGCCUGGGCGACCUGCUCAAGUACAAGUCCCAGGAGGGCGUCCGGGUGCUGCUCCUCCUCUGCGACGACACCACCUCACUCCACAACUUCUUCCUACGGACGAGGGGCGUGAUGCAGACGCACGGCGAGGAGACCAAGAAGUUCUUCAGGCACUCGUCUACAACUCCACGUUCCGGGAGGAGGAGGAUGCCAAGAAGCUGGGUCCCCGACAGCCGUGGCAUGACAUGCACUGCCGGCUGGACGGGCCGGCGGCAUACGACGUCCUCGAAAACUUCGAGCAGAGCUGGAGGAAGACGACGAGGCUGCGCCUCAAGGGUGUGCUACCGUUCGGCAAGAAGGCGCACUGGAAGGAGGACGCCCUGCUCAAGCUGGAGCGCAUCACCUGCUUCGUCUACAUCGAGAACGAGCGCUUCAUCGGCUCGUCGUAUCUAUUUUAUGGGAUUAAUGGACUGAAUAUAUCUUGUGAACGAUUUUUUGAAUGAUUUGUCGGAUCUAUGAGUUUUUUUUGGAUCAAUUCAAUAUUUUAUUGUU
Panicum virgatum (switchgrass) is the source of this 6187-nucleotide messenger RNA. Its product is annotated as disease resistance protein PIK6-NP-like. Bases 609 to 2051 code for a protein of 480 amino acids. The transcript has 2 exons. The record is from RefSeq and is a predicted model, not a curated record. NCBI's taxonomy places the organism in Eukaryota, Viridiplantae, Streptophyta, Magnoliopsida, Poales, Poaceae.